GCGUCUAAGCCACUCGCUCUGGACAUUUGAAGGUGACCUUUUCACGUUUGUUUUCCUUCCCCCCUCGUGCGGUUUCCAACAAAAACUGGGGGCUUGCUCACUGGAAAAUACGAUAUUUCAAGAUAGUGUUUAAAGGUGGAAUAACAAAUGGUCGUUCGACUUCCCUCGCCACUUCGCGAAAAGCCAACGUUUAGCGCGAUGGAUCUAGAGCCCAUCAACGGGUCCGUUGAGGAAGGAAUACAUCGACCGAAGGGAGCCAAAGACGAUGAUGACUCUCAAGAAAAUGUCAAAAUUGAGGAGACGGUUGGAAAGUACCCGGCGCCCGUUACACCCAAUCGGUGGAAGGGCGUAAAUCAGAUUAUAGUACAUGCACUUCGAGGCGGGAUGCGAUCGUUUCUGUUGGCGUAUGCGAUGAGAGGAGGAGUUUCAUUUUUGAUUCGGUUGGUGAGAGUGUUGAAGGGAAGACUUUCCCUGUUGGCUGCUCUGCGUGCCUUCUUCUCUGGCGAAUCCCGUCGAUUUGCUCUCAUGAUUGGUUCCUUUUCCUUUUCCUGGAAACUUAUCAAUAACCUCCUGUUCCACUUUCGCGGACGGCAGUCCAAACUCAACGGCUUCAUCGCUGGAUCUAUAGCGGGCCUGUCCAUCUUGUUUGAAGAGAAAGAGACACGGAUGAGUAUUGCCCAGCAGUUUUUGGUGAGAAGUAUGCAGGCUGGAUAUAAUGCUCUGAAAGCGAGGGAUGUGGUGCACUUUCCAUAUGGCGACACGGCAUUGUUCAUGGUGGCUUGUGGGAGUAUUCUGUACGCAUAUAUUAUGCAACCUGGAACGAUCCCAAAAGAAUAUUACUCGUGGAUGAUCAAGACAGCUCGCAUGCCCGUACCCAUGCUUAACUUUAACCGAUCAAAUUACCGAGCGUGGGAGCAAUCAGCAGUCAAACCGCUGGUCGAUACCAAGCUGGUCACUGACAUCAUCACCCACAAUCGUGAAGGAUACCAUCCAUCCGCUGUACCGAGAGCACUAGAAUAUAUUUCCCGAAACAAUGGCACGAUGCCCAUCGUUCCCUGUAGUGUCCUUCACCCAACGGACCCCAGCUGCAUUACCUACAAUUCAAAGCUUCUGGGAAGAGUUAUGAUUGGGAUUGCUCCCGUAUAUGCUGCACUGAAUUUUGUCCCGAUGGUGCUAUUGAAGACUGGUAAAUUUGUCAAAAAUCCUGGACACCUGACGACCCGCGGUAUACUUUCCACCUUCCGUUCCUCCCUCUUUCUUGGAGUCUUUGUUUUCAUCUACAUGUCUGGGAUCUGUACCCAACGAAACAUCGCCACCUCGCGUCUUGGCUCUCUGAUUCCUUAUCUAAGCCGCGAUCAUAAGCUCGUCUACUAUCUCCUUGGCCUCCUCUGCUCCACCUCCAUUCUCAUUGAACACAAGUCCCGUCGAAGCGAAUUGGCCAUGUACGUCCUCCCAAAAGGACUACAGAGCUUGUGGAUGGUAUUGCAUCAGCGAGGACGGAUGUUUAGAGUGCCCAAUUUUGAAAUUUAUAUGUCAAGCGUGGCGAUGGGAAUUUUGAUGUCGGUUUACCAAACUGAACCGCAGAGAAUGAGCUCACUCUUAUUCAAAGUGAUGGAAAAAAUUAUUGGCAGAAACUGAGCAUUUUGUAUAUUAUUUUUUUGUAGUAUGUUUUUACAUAUCAUAUAUGAUUUUAUCAUGAAAUAGACUGUUCUUCUAUUGUUACA
This is a messenger RNA of Spizellomyces punctatus DAOM BR117, 1724 nucleotides long. RefSeq lists its product as uncharacterized. The transcript has 5 exons. The record is from RefSeq and is a predicted model, not a curated record. NCBI's taxonomy places the organism in Eukaryota, Fungi, Chytridiomycota, Chytridiomycetes, Spizellomycetales, Spizellomycetaceae. The coding region runs from base 148 to 1638 and encodes 496 amino acids.